This is a messenger RNA of Hippocampus comes (tiger tail seahorse), 1953 nucleotides long. RefSeq names its product macrophage metalloelastase-like. Gene Ontology annotation, cellular component: extracellular matrix. Bases 121 to 1632 code for a protein of 503 amino acids. The transcript has 10 exons. Gene Ontology annotation, molecular function: metalloendopeptidase activity; zinc ion binding. The record is from RefSeq and is a predicted model, not a curated record. Lineage: Eukaryota; Metazoa; Chordata; Actinopteri; Syngnathiformes; Syngnathidae. Gene Ontology annotation, biological process: proteolysis; collagen catabolic process; extracellular matrix organization.
UCUUAACCUCAUAUCCCAAACACUAUCUCGGGAAUUAACCGAGGGCUUUACGAGUGUGCAGAGCACGGGAGGAAGAAUUUUUGCAGGCACUUAGUCUUUACGUGCAGGAGGAUAAUAAUCAUGGAACGUCCAUCAAUUGUCAAGGUUGCGUUAAUGAUGAUGAUGACAGUAGCUCUCAGCGGAGCUGUGCCGACCAUCCUAACCGGCGAAGAAGAUCACGCUAAAGCUCAGGAUUACCUUUCUCAAUAUUUCUCUGAAGUGGGCGUCACCACUGGUAGCGAACAAUGGCGCAGCGGUCUUGAUUCCUUCACGGACACUCUCAAAAUGAUGCAAGAGUUUUUUGGCCUGGAGGUGACAGGUCAAUUGGACAGCGACACAAUGGAAGUGAUGUUACAACCUCGCUGCGGUUUCACAGACUUACCGACAUUCAAAUAUGCCCACUUUGAUGGGCAACCCAAGUGGGACAAGAAUGUGGUCACAUACAGGAUCACUGAAUAUACACCGGACUUGAGUCAAAGUUUCGUGGAUGCCACACUUGCCAAGGCCCUGCAGAUCUACAGUGACGUUGUUCCUUUGGAUUUCAAGCAGAUUCAAACAGGCACUGCGGACAUAAUGAUCAAGUUCAAGGCUCACGAUCAUGGAGAUUUUGCACCCUUUGAUGGGGAGGGUGGAGUCUUGGCUCAUGCCUUUUCCCCUGGUGGAGGCAGAGGAGGUGACACUCAUUUUGAUGAAGAUGAAACCUGGACUCUUAGUUCAUCAGGAGUCAACCUGUUCUUAGUGGCGGCCCAUGAGUUUGGACAUGCACUCGGGUUAUCCCACUCUAAGGUUCAAACCGCCUUGAUGUUCCCCACCUACCGGUACAUUAACACAGAAGGCUAUGUGCUACCAGAAGAUGACCGCCAAGGAGUGCAGGCACUAUAUGGAGUCAGAUCAUCAACUAAACCAACAAUGAAGCCUGCACCAAAACCACAGCCAGAACCUGAACCAGAGCCUGAACCACAGCCUGAACCAGAACCUGAACCCACGCAAGAACCAGAUCCCGGACCUGCGCAAGAACCAGACAGGUGUAGCCGCAAUCUCAUGUUUGAUGCUGCAACCUCCAUACAGCGCCAUCUUUAUUUUUUCAAAGGCAGCCAUUUUUGGAAGAGAAGCAGCAACUGGGAUGGUGUCAGCACAAGGACAAUUAAUUCUGUCUGGUCUGGCAUCAACAAAGUCGAUGCCGCUUAUGAGUAUGGGCCACGCGGCGCAGUUUUUUUAAUUGAAGGGGACCACUACUGGCAAGUCAAAAGAAACACCGUCUUACCGGGCUUUCCCAAACCUCUCAGCGACUUUGGCUUGCCUUCAUCUGUCACCAAAGUAGAUGCCGCCGUCCACAUUCCAUUUGUGGGAAGAACUCUCUUUUUUGUAAACAACAAAUACUGGAGCUAUAACGAACGGAGAGGCAGAAUGGAUCGCCGGAACCCCAGAUUGAUUCGCACAGAGCUCCCCGGGAUUGGCUACAGAGUUGAUGCUGCUUUUGAGUAUAGAGGAUACCUGUUCUUCUCGUAUGGAUCCAGGCAGACACAAUACAAUUAUUUGAGAAGAAGAGCGGUUCGCACGCUGAUGAGCAGUGAUUGGAUGGAUUGUGACUGAACAGUCACCCAAGUCUCCCAUCUAUGAGCAUUGAAUUCCAGUAUUUUUCGAUGGUUCAUGCCACUUCUAGUAUCGCUUAUAGGGGAUUUAGCUUCUUAGAAAAGUAUAAUCUCAUGAGUUGAUUAGUUAUCAACGUUGGCAAAAAUAAUGCUAUGUAAUGGUAGAACCGGUGUUAUGUCAUGUUCAAUAAAGCUUUGGGAGUAAGUGACAAGAUAUAUUUGAUCAAAUUAUUUUUCUUUCACAACGCAAAAUACAUCUUUAAAUAUAUAUUUCACUGUCAUGGAUUCUUUACCUCAACAUUGCCACAUGAGGAAAAGCAAA